UACUCAUGGGUGUAAUUACAAGGGGGAGGGGUAUACUAAUACUUGAAGUUGACGUAUUGAAUGGUUGCGGAAAGGAACAUUGUUUUGUACAAUUUAUGUUAUUUUUAUAAUAAAGCUACAAAUUUAAGUACACAAAAACGUUUCCUGCCCGUUUCUCCCCAUAAUGUUACAAACUGUGCCGUAUUUUGCCUGUUUUCCUAUCCCAUGUGAAUCCAAAUGUGUGGUUAAGGUGCUCGGCUGUUUCGACAAGUUGCCCUCGCAUACUGUGUAGCCUAAGGUAAUGGUACGUUAUAAUGGAUGAUGUGGAUAGGAACUUAGCCCUAGCAUCAUUGGGCUCAGAAGAAAGGAGAGAAAGAUGUGAAAUUGCUUCUGCAACCUCUACUGCCACUACCUGCACGACCACCACAGAAGGAGGCAUAGAUCGAUCUAUGGUUAUAUAUGUGCAACAGGAGCAACAACAACUUCCUGAUCCAUUACUAACAACUGCAGGAAGUAAUUAUACAGAACAGCAGCUCAUUACGCUAGUGCCACAAAAUUUAACUGAGAGGGUAAACGAAUCUCUCACGAGUUCAGCGCAGCCCCAGACACUUCCUGAAGAAGAUAUGGUAACAAGUUUGCUAGGGUCUGUGAUGACAAACUGUACUGGUGAUGACACAUUACUUUCACAACAGCGGACAGGAGCUUUCCAUACUGCAGAUGGUCAAAUUCUGUAUGUCACAUACACAGUAAAUCCUACGUUAGAUGAAGUCAUUGCAACUCAUCAACCAUUUGCAAGUGAAAUUUCUCAGCGAAUGGUGCUACAUGUAACAGAUUAUGGGAGUACACUUGUGUUACCAGCUGAGAAUGUGGAAGUGGGUGGAUUUGAUGUUGAGAGUGGGCUUGUGCCUCAGUUGACUGGUGUAUACUCGCUUGUAACAAAUGACAGUUUAUCUGAAGACCCAGCAGCUUGUCCUUUAGUCCAAACUUCUGAUAUGAAAAUUACAAAAGAGGAAGAAAAGCUGAAACAACGCCCAUUUGUUGAGAUUAAUAAUCGCAGACGUACUGAACAGGUGAUUGGUAAUGAGCUGCACAUAGAACAGAAGCUGGAGGUGUUGGAUGCAAUGCUAACCCCUGCACCAGAGCGGCCUCGUAAGAGGAAAUCAGACCCCAUCACGGAGGACAGAGAAAGGAUUUAUAUAUGUGACCUCUGUGAGACUGCAUUUUCACGGGCAAACCAAUUCUAUGGCCAUUUGCAUUCUCACAGUGGUGAGAGAAAUUGGGAGUGCGCAAUAUGCCCUGGCAAGGUGGUGUUUCCAAGUCAGUCAUUACUACGUCGUCAUGAGAGGGAAUCUCAUUUGAAUUUACGACCACAUACUUGUGGGGUGUGUGCUGCACGUUUUGAUCGGGUCUCACAGCUUAGUUAUCAUCAGCGCCGCAUUCAUGCUGGAGAGCGUGGCCAUGUGUGUCAGAUCUGCCAUAAGGCUUUCUUCAAGCGAUCUGAUCUAAAGACACACCUGAAUAUUCACUUGGGAAUCAACAAGUGUAUCUGUGAGACUUGUGGAAAGAAAUUUAAUCAUGUGUCUAAUCUGAUUCGACACACAAGGAUGCACUCAGGAAUAAAACCAUAUCCUUGCACAGUAUGUGGGCGACGGUUCAGCCAACUCAAUGCCCUCCAUCAACACAAAACAUCGCAUCAGACGAAUAAGGAUGUUGCUUGCAGCAUCUGUCGCAAGAUGUUCAAAUCUCACAUGGUAAUGCGUAAACAUGUGCGUCAACUGCACAGGGACAAACUGGCUGCAUCAGGCAAGGAUGCCAAUUCUGUUCUGAAGAUAAAAGAUGGUGCUCAGAGUAGAAGGUUCUAUUGCAAAGUGUGUGGGGAGAAUUUUGAGUUUUCUGCACUGCUUAAGCAGCAUGAGAGACAGCAUGAGAAAGAGAACAGUUUUCACUGUAGUUGUUGUGGGCAGGACUAUAACACAGUGGAGUUGCUGAAGAGCCAUUCUUGUCUCACUCCUGAGGAGAGGUUACAAAAAGAAGCAGAGGAUGAAGCAGAGGCAGAGAGAGUUUCCCUUAACACACAGCUGGAGUCACUGCUUCAGGAACACAGUGGAGCUGAAGACAGGAAUAACACAAAUGGAAGCAGUGGGAUUAUGGGUGAAAUUAUAAUUUAUGUAACACAAGAAGGACAGGAUGAACCAACUCAGGUUCACAUCCAGCCCAUGACUGGUCCAAUCUUAGGACACACAGAUCAACAAAAAUCUUUGGUAGUGGUACCUAGCUCAGACAUAUCAGUCCAGAAGGUUGGGGCUGACAGUCAGCAUAAACAAAGCCAUAAAGAUGUUUUACUCCUGGAAGAUUGUGGCAGUACCAGUCAGAUGGUAACAGAUCUUGGUGGAACACUGUCAACACCACUGCAGUUCGAGUUUUGCAAUUCUGGGAUCACUGUUUGCACCAGUGAGGGGAACAACAGGAGUGACAGGACUGACUGUAGCAACCCAUCUCUCUUCCCCCAGCACAUGGUCACGACCCUGGGAAGUGAUAGCAGCAGCGAUAACUUUGUUACAGGUGGUGAUGUUCUGGGAGAACCUAGUCACGACUCAGACUGUGAUAAUGGCAUGCCAAACGCAAUAGGAAUGACAUCUGUGCCAAAGAAAGAAGUAAUAAAGACAGAAGAAUGUGUGGAUAUAUUAGUUCCAGAAAUUGAAUCUACUGGCAUGUCGUCAGAAUCUGUUGCUGUCCACAGUAAAACAAUGCCUGCUACUGGCAAGAAACAAGUGCGAGUGUACCAGUGUCCCGAGUGUCCAAAAACUUUUGUUAAGAACAGCAACUUCAAACAACAUUUAGGUAUUCACUUCAUUGACCAGCAGCGUUACCACUGCUCAGCCUGUGGUCAGUCUUUUGCUUGGAAGUCAACACUGAACAAACAUAUGCUCACUCACAGUAUAGGUCCCCUUCCUCGCUACAGAUGUAACCUCUGCAGCAAAGAAUAUGCUGCUGCUACACAGGUUCAGGAACACAUUAAACGGGACCACUAUAAGCAAAGGCCACAUGCCUGUGUUGUUUGUGGCAAAACUUUCUAUAAGAAAUAUGAUCUCAAAAUACAUGUCAGAACUCAUACAAAAGAGCGACCAUAUAUUUGUGGGACAUGUGGGAAAAGUUUCUAUCAUCUUUCUCACAUAAUACGUCAUGAACGCAUUCAUUCUGGUCAGCGACCAUAUCACUGCCCUGACUGUGGCCGUCAGUUCAAUCAGUCAAGUUCACUCAAGAGUCACAGGCAACGUCACAACCAAUGUGUGAGAAAAUCUGUGCUAACCGGACUUGAGCUGGCACCUGCAGAACUGGUACAACCAGAGUUUCCAGAUAUUGUGCCAGAUCCAGGUCUUUUAUAUGCAGGAACUGAUCUAUAAUAGUACCAAUACUGGUAAAGUUUGUCAAACUGUGAUAUGCAUGCUAUUUCACAUUCAUCCCAACCAGUAUCACAAUUAUGAGGUAGGGCUCUCAUCUGAAACAAAUUGAUUGGGGAUGUAAGAAACACCUGAAAAAUGUGAUGUCAGAACUAAGGAUAAUCAUGCCGAGGAAAACGUAAUUUUUUAGGCAUAUUCACCAGAGUUAGUUUUGGUGAUGAUAAGUUUUAAGUAUGUAUGUGACUCUCUAUUUUGGUAGUCUCCUAAGAAGAAAGUAUUUGUAAAAUAAAAUAAGGGAGAAAUGAAAGAAUAGUUUCUUGGCAAAAUAAGGAUGCACAGUGCAGAACACCAGAUGUUUUUCCUUUUUGGAAGCAAAUGUGUUGAUUAUGGUACUAGUUCAAAUAUUUUAGAGUAGGGGUUUUUAUUCUGAUGUGUUUCUUAUGGAGGACUUGAGACAGCAUUCUUGGAUAAUUCAAUGCAGGCAAGAAGCAAUGAACUUUAAUAGAUGGAUGACAUUACUGCAUAAGUUAACAAUAAAAUAUUUCCAAAUAAAGAGCACUUACAAAUCUAUAAUAUACUUGCAUAGGUGCCCAUUCUUCACGUUUUUUUCUUAAAAUAAACUGUACUGUAAUAAUGAAAUUGUUUUUUUUUAUUAUUAUUAUAACAUUGUAUGACUACAGAAUCUCACUACUCAUUGUUCAGUUAUUUACUGCUGUAGUGUUGCAUAAUGGUAGCUUGAUGUCGGGAAUCAAACUCAACAGCAAAAAAAUUCCAAACUGAGAAAAUAAUGGUAUCUGUUUCAUUAAACAGAAUUUUCUAGGACAGUUCUGUGUCAGACUGGUGAAAGAAUGAAUCAGUCCCACAUAUGUUUACCUUUUGAAGCCUCUGGAAUCAAAGCCUGGCACUUGGAUGGAUGAUAUUAAGACAUAAUCAUGUACCUUAAAUAGAUAUGUGAAGAUAUCAAGUUUUGUACCUCUGGUUAAUAACUAAACUGUUGAUAUUUUGAA
Cryptotermes secundus is the source of this 4387-nucleotide messenger RNA. Its product is annotated as zinc finger and SCAN domain-containing protein 2. The transcript is spliced from 16 exons. The record is from RefSeq and is a predicted model, not a curated record. Gene Ontology annotation, biological process: regulation of transcription by RNA polymerase II. Gene Ontology annotation, molecular function: DNA-binding transcription factor activity; RNA polymerase II cis-regulatory region sequence-specific DNA binding. NCBI's taxonomy places the organism in Eukaryota, Metazoa, Arthropoda, Insecta, Blattodea, Kalotermitidae. The coding region runs from base 294 to 3383 and encodes 1029 amino acids.